AUGCGGCAGCUACUGGUGGCCUCGCUGCGCUCACGGGGGCCCUGCGGUGUCUCCAACCGGGGCCCCCCAAAGGGCGUCCUUACGUCUUCCUUUAUUUCUGGCAUUCGCCGUUUUAGCAGCGGCCAGAAAGGGGCCGCAUUCCGCAGCGCUUUAAAGACACUCGAGGGCACACAGAAGGCGUACUAUGACCUUACAGCAUUCGGGGGGGAACGCUACGAGGCGCUGCCAUUUUCUGUGCGGAUUUUGUUAGAGUCCGCCGUGCGGAACUGCGACGGCUUCCGGUGGGUCUUAGCCAUUGCAGCAGUCGGUGUGCCUGCUGUGGUGGAUUUGGCUGCGAUGAGGGACGCGAUGGCCCGCCUAGGCGGCGACCCGCGCUUGAUCAAUCCGUUGGUGUCCGUGGACUUAGUGGUGGACCAUUCGGUGCAGGUGGACUUCAGCCGCUCGUCUGCGGCUCUGCAGAAGAACCUCGAAAAAGAAAUGCAGCGAAACAAAGAACGCUUCGCUUUCCUCAAGUGGGGCAGCAAGGCAUUCGACAACAUGCGCAUCGUGCCCCCCGGAUCCGGGAUUGUGCACCAGGUUAACUUGGAGUUCCUGGCCUCCGUCGUCAUGACGAACCGCAACAGCAGCAACUGCAGCAGCAGAGCCAGCAGCAGCGAUUUGGAAGUGUUGUAUCCUGAUUCUGUCGUCGGGACGGAUUCGCAUACGACGAUGGUGAAUGGGUUGGGCGUGUUGGGUUGGGGAGUUGGAGGUAUUGAAGCGGAGGCGGUGAUGUUGGGGCAGCACAUCUCGAUGGUGUUGCCUGAGGUGGUUGGCGUUCACUUGACAGGGCAGCUGGGCCCGAUGGUGACAGCCACCGACCUGGUGCUGACCCUCACAGAGAGGCUUAGGCGCAAAGGAGUCGUUGGGAAGUUCGUCGAGUUUUUCGGCCCAGGACUCCAACACCUAUCCCUUGCAGACAGGGCCACGGUUUCCAACAUGGCUCCAGAAUACGGGGCCACCUGCGGCUUCUUCCCAGUGGACGAGCAGUCGCUGUUGUAUUUGCGUAUGACGGGUCGUCCUGCUUCCCACGUGGAUCUAGUGGAGCAUUACACCAAGGCAAACAAACUGUUUGCUGCAGCACCAGCACCGAAGCCAUCACCUGGAGCUGGAGAAGGAGCAGGGGCUGAAGCAUCUUCUCGCAUUGCGUACUCCGAUGUGUUGGAAUUGGACUUGAGUGAUGUGCAGCCUUGUGUGGCGGGGCCGAAACGUCCUCAAGACCGCGUGGGGGUUUCUGAUGUUAAGAGGGACUUUCGAUUGUGUUUGCAGCAGCCUGUCGGAUUUAAAGGUUUUGGUUUGUCGGAGGCUCAGCAGCAGCAGGUGGUGCGUUUUCAGUUUCGAGGAAAGGAGUACGAGUUGAAGCACGGCUCUGUCUGCAUAGCGGCCAUCACCUCCUGCACCAACACCAGCAACCCCGGGGUGAUCUUUGCUGCAGGUCUGUUGGCUAAGAACGCAGUGGCACGAGGGUUGAGCGUUGCUCCUUACAUCGUCACGUCUCUCUCUCCUGGCUCGAAGGCCGUUUCUCAGUAUUUGGAGGAGGCUGGUUUGCUGGAGGCUCUACAGGAGCUGGGCUUUUAUCUCGCCGGCUACGGCUGCAUGACUUGCAUUGGAAACACAGGAGAGUUCGACCGCGAGGUGUCUCAGGCCAUCCAAGAAGGAGACCUUGUGGUCGCUUCUGUCCUAUCUGGAAACCGCAACUUUGAGGGACGCAUACACCCCCUCACCCGCGCUGCCUACCUCGCUUCUCCUCCUCUUGUUGUUGCUUAUGCACUUGCGGGGCGGAUUGACAUCGACUUCGACACCGAACCCAUUGGACAUGACAAAGAAGGCAAGCCCGUCUUUCUCAAGGACUUAUGGCCAACCAGGGAUGAGGUCCAGCCAGUGAUUGAGAAGUAUUUGGGCCCCGACAUGUUUAAGAGAGUUUACAGCACCAUCACGCAAGGGACACCGGAGUGGCAGGCGCUGGAGACGUCGGAUUCCCGUGUUUUGUAUGAUUGGCGCGAUGACUCAACAUACAUUCACAAUCCGCCGUUCUUCAAGACGAUGGAGCGGGCUCUACCGUUGAUCCCGGACAUUCGUUCAGCCUAUUGCUUGUUGAGCGUUGGAGACUCUAUCACCACAGACCACAUCUCCCCUGCAGGCAACAUAGCAAAGGACUCCCCAGCUGCCAAGUACCUUCAAAGCCUCGGAGUUGAACGUAAAGACUUCAACACCUACGGAUCCCGAAGGGGCAACGACGAGGUGAUGGUCCGAGGAACGUUCGCAAAUAUUCGUUUGGUGAAUAAGAUGUGCCCCUCUGCAGGGCCCAAGGCAAUGCAUUUGCCGACCAACGAAAUUUUGCCUGUCUCGGAGGUAGCUGAGCGGUAUCGAGCAGAAGGCCAACCAAUGAUUGUCCUAGCAGGCAAAGAAUACGGCAGUGGAAGCUCCAGAGACUGGGCAGCCAAGGGUCCUUAUUUGCAAGGAGUGAAAGCUGUUAUAGCGGAGUCCUUUGAGCGGAUCCACCGCAGUAAUCUCGUGGGUAUGGGUAUAUUACCUCUGCAGUUUCUAGAGGGGCAGUCUGCGGACACUUUGAAGCUGACAGGGCGGGAGCGCUUUAACAUUGCUUUGAAUGGAGGGCGGCUCGUUCCUGGGUCCAUAGUGCGGGUGUCUACGGACUGCGGGAAAUCUUUUGAGGCGAAGUGCCGCAUCGAUACUGACGUCGAGGUGGAAUAUUUCAGAAAUGGAGGCGCUCUACACUAUGUACUGCGCAACAUGUUGAACAAAAGCUAG
This is a messenger RNA of Eimeria maxima, 2805 nucleotides long. Its product is annotated as aconitate hydratase, putative. Gene Ontology annotation, cellular component: mitochondrion; cytosol. The record is from RefSeq and is a predicted model, not a curated record. The transcript is spliced from 9 exons. Gene Ontology annotation, biological process: citrate metabolic process; tricarboxylic acid cycle. Bases 1 to 2805 code for a protein of 934 amino acids. NCBI's taxonomy places the organism in Eukaryota, Apicomplexa, Conoidasida, Eucoccidiorida, Eimeriidae. Gene Ontology annotation, molecular function: 4 iron, 4 sulfur cluster binding; aconitate hydratase activity.